CGUGCAUUAGUGUGUUUUCUUACUUUUUAAAAGAUAUGGAAACAUUAAUUUCAACGAACACUUUCAAUGCGACGAUUUCUCUUUACGAUGAAGCUAAUCCUUCAGAAUUGUCGAUCAUCACAACUACUGUAGGACCAAAAUUUGCAAGACAAUGGAUGCGUUUUAAUAAUCAAACAGUUGUUAGCAAAGUACCUGAAGAAAUGUUACAUUUAAUUGAUACAUAUUGGUACAGGUUUCCUCCAUUGAAUCCAUUAUGGCAUAAAGUCUUAGGCCUAGUUAUGAUCAUAUUAGGAAUUAUGGGAUGGUGUGGACAUGGCGUGGUAGUUUAUAUUUUUUUAAUAACACCCUCGCUAAGAACACCGAGCAACCUUCUUGUAGUAAAUCUUGCUUUCUCAGACUUUAUAAUGAUGGACUUCAUGUGCCCUCCCAUGGUAAUUUGUUGUUUCUACGAAACAUGGGUCCUUGGAACAUUAAUGUGUGAUAUUUAUGCAAUGAUUGGUUCAUUAUGUGGGUGUGCUUCUAUAUGGACAAUGACAGCUAUUGCUUUAGAUAGAUAUAAUGUUAUAGUGAAGGGUAUGUCUGGAACACCGCUUACUAUUAACAGAGCUAUAUUUCAAAUUUUAGGUAUCUGGUUAUUUGGAUAAUUGUGGACUAUUUUACCUUUAGUAGGAUGGAACAGGUAUGUUCCCGAAGGUAACAUGACAGCAUGUGGAACGGAUUAUCUUACCGAGGAUUGGGGAUCUAAAUCUUAUAUAUUAAUCUAUUCUAUGUUCGUUUAUUACACUCCAUUAUUUACUAUUAUUUAUAGUUAUUACUUCAUUGUUUCUACGGUCGCUGCACAUGAGGAAGCAAUGAGAGAACAAGCUAAAAAAAUGAAUGUCGCCUCUUUACGAUCCGGAGAAAAUCAAGGCGGUAGUGCGGAAGCAAAAUUAGCGAAGGGAAAGGAACAGCUGACAUUACACUCUGAUUGUGAUAAGACUUUGGCAGAUAUAAUUAAGCUUUUAAAAGCUGAAAUUGUUAUUGGUAUUGGCGGAUAUGCAGAAAAACGAGCACAGCUAGUUGUUAAAUCUCAUAAUCUGCAUGUACAGGUAUUAUGUUUACCUCACCCAAGUCCACGUGCUGCAAAUAAUAAAAACUGGAAUGAGAAAGCAACUAAAAAGUUGACAGAAUUUGGUUUACUUCAGUAUUUUGCUGCUUAGUGAUAUAUAAUGAACAGUCUUACUUGGAUGGAU
Molecule: messenger RNA, 1232 nt
Organism: Osmia lignaria (orchard mason bee)
Lineage: Eukaryota; Metazoa; Arthropoda; Insecta; Hymenoptera; Megachilidae
Gene: Smug
Product: Single-strand-selective monofunctional uracil-DNA glycosylase
Biological process (GO): G protein-coupled receptor signaling pathway; phototransduction
Cellular component (GO): membrane
Molecular function (GO): G protein-coupled receptor activity
Source: RefSeq, a predicted model, not a curated record